GCAUAUUUUGUUUAUUUUGAACUUCAUUUCCCUGUAGUUUUAUUAACAAUAUAAGCGCCAUAGCUCUGUUUCAUUAGUCUCCGCCUCUGUUACUGCCUCUUGGGCUCUUGUUACUUAACCUAGGGCUGCUCUUUAUUUUCCUUUUCUCUCUGUUCUUUUGUCCCUUUGCUUUACUUCUUUUUGCUUCCAUGUCGUUUAGAGGAUUCAGUCGGCCAAAUGCUACAUCAGGCAUGGGCGUUGCUGAUCAGACCAAGGAUACUUUCUUGGAGCUGAAAAGGAAGAAAGUUUAUCGGUAUGUGAUAUAUAGGAUCGAUGAGAAGAAAAGGGAGGUUGUGGUUGAGAAAACUGGUGCCCCUGCUGAGACCUAUGAUGACUUCGCUGCAUCUCUGCCUGAAACUGAUUGCCGAUAUGCCGUCUACGACUUUGAUUUUGUUACUUCUGAGAAUUGUCAAAAGAGCAAGAUUUUCUUCAUUGCAUGGUGCCCUUCAUCCUCUCGAAUCCGUGCAAAGAUGCUUUAUGCCACAUCGAAAGACAGGCUUAGAAGGGAACUGGACGGUAUCCAUUACGAGAUUCAGGCUACUGACCCUACAGAGAUGGAUCUUGAAGUGUUGAGGGAUCGUGCUCAUUGAACAGUUUGCAGCUUUAGCUGUUCCAUUUGAUUACCCAACUCUGCAUUACUCCUUGCUUCAUAAAGCUAGGUGCAGGAUCAUUUUCGCAUACGAGUUAGUGCAUAUUUAGUCCUUGAAUAACCAGAAUCUGGUAAAAAGCUGAUCUGAAGCUCUAGGCUAAAAGUAUCUUUGUUGCCAUGAAUUCAGAUUCUUUACCAUUCACAUAUAUUGGCAAUUUGGCAUGUCUCACAAA
Messenger RNA from Gossypium raimondii (Peruvian cotton), 861 nucleotides. RefSeq names its product actin-depolymerizing factor. NCBI's taxonomy places the organism in Eukaryota, Viridiplantae, Streptophyta, Magnoliopsida, Malvales, Malvaceae. The coding region runs from base 189 to 629 and encodes 146 amino acids. The transcript is spliced from 3 exons. Gene Ontology annotation, molecular function: actin filament binding. Gene Ontology annotation, cellular component: cytoplasm; actin cytoskeleton. The record is from RefSeq and is a predicted model, not a curated record. Gene Ontology annotation, biological process: actin filament depolymerization.